ACACUUCCUUUGAUAAAAUCCUUGAGUUUUAAUUGUUCUCUGCUGAAAUAGCUGACGAUUGGGAUUUUUGUGUUAUCUGUUAGUUAUUUGGUAGUUAUUGGGAACAGACUACACACAUUCAAAUGGCCCAGGUUCAGCCCCCUGCCGGAGGACCUCACAAUGUUGUGGUCACACAGCCUGUCCCCACCACGGUCGUCGUGUCUCAGCCUCCCCAGAGGAACUGGAUGGUCCCUGCUAUACUCACAUGUUUGUGUUGUUUCUGGCCGACCGGAAUCGUCGCUAUUUAUUCCGCAUACAGAGCAAAAGAAGCAGCAUCUAGUGGUGACGUUUUAGAAGCGGAAGUUCAGUCUAAACGCGCGCGCCUAUUUGUCAUCAUCUCUCUGGCAGUCGGGGUCGUGCUCUUUGUAAUCAUAAUAAUUGUACGCGUAUCAAGCCCUAGCACGAAUCAAUACUAACGUUUUAACCAUUCCUGCUAGAGGCAUUUAGACUCCGAGAUUUUUCUUUCUCAGAAACAUUCUUAGCUAACACUUUUUUUGUAUUAAAUACAUCAAAAAACGUC
This is a messenger RNA of Saccostrea cuccullata (small rock oyster), 559 nucleotides long. Its product is annotated as proline-rich transmembrane protein 1-like. NCBI's taxonomy places the organism in Eukaryota, Metazoa, Mollusca, Bivalvia, Ostreida, Ostreidae. Gene Ontology annotation, cellular component: membrane. The coding region runs from base 123 to 455 and encodes 110 amino acids. The record is from RefSeq and is a predicted model, not a curated record. The transcript is spliced from 4 exons.